This is a messenger RNA of Rhopalosiphum padi (bird cherry-oat aphid), 1967 nucleotides long. RefSeq lists its product as uncharacterized. NCBI's taxonomy places the organism in Eukaryota, Metazoa, Arthropoda, Insecta, Hemiptera, Aphididae. Gene Ontology annotation, cellular component: SLIK (SAGA-like) complex; SAGA complex; transcription factor TFIID complex. The record is from RefSeq and is a predicted model, not a curated record. Gene Ontology annotation, molecular function: DNA binding; protein heterodimerization activity; TBP-class protein binding. The transcript is spliced from 5 exons. The coding region runs from base 285 to 1805 and encodes 506 amino acids. Gene Ontology annotation, biological process: DNA-templated transcription initiation; RNA polymerase II preinitiation complex assembly.
AACACAAUAUACAUGUAAUAUAAAAUUAUCAAAUAGUAAAAUAUAUACACAUCAAAUAAUAUCAGUAAAGACAGUAUACAUUUAAUUUAAUUAUAAUUUAUAGUAGUUCUAUAUAAACACCAACGUUUAAAAUCGAAGAGUCAAAAAUCCUUUUCGACGCUCUGAAGCGGAAUAUAUUUACUAUUCUCGUUCGAAUAUUUAUCAUAUCUUCCCGUUCGCAGACGACCUCAUACAUCGACGAGGCCGCCAGUCGGUAACGAGUAAACACAGUUCAAGUCAGCGUCAUGAUGAAUUCGAGUGGUGCCAUCGAAAGCGAUGUGAGUGCGACGCCUAUGGAAACGGAUGAUGAAAUCGAACAAUUUGUGGCUCAAACUACUGACAUUGAAAUGGCACCAACGUCAAUCUCGUCCCACGUCAAUCUGCCCGUUUCGUCAGUCGCUCCAAUUUUAAGCUCGUCGUCACCAUCGGCAGCAGCUCUCAAUAACAAACCGUCCACUACAUCUGUAACUCUCGGCAACCUACUUGUACCGCAAGUUGCGCCACUCAUCACUUCAACUAUAUCAACCAUUGCUCCACUCAUCAAUCCGCCCAUGUCUCAGAUUGUACAUGCAAAUCACACGACAGUGUCCACAGUCACGUCUCUUAAUAGUACUCCAGUAUCAACAUUAUCUGUGCUCAAUAACCCUUCAGUAGUGACCACCACCCAGCAAAAUAUUGUAAUGCAACAACUCCAAUUCCAACAGUUACAACAACUCCAACAACAACAACAACAACUCCAACAGCAACAGCUCCAACAGCAACUACCACUACAACAAAAGCAACAACUACCGACACAACAGCAACAACUUCAACAGCAACAAAUCCAACUCCAACAACAACAACUCCAGCAAAUGCAACAGAAACAACUACUAAUACAACAGCAACAAAUAAAACAUCACCAACAGCAACAAAUAAAACAGCUACCACAACCACAAUUACUACAGCAGCUGCAACAACAACAUCAACAGCCACAACAACAAUCGGCACAGCAGCAACCUCAACAACAGCUACUGCAACAACAACUUACGUCUCAACAGCAACAACAACUAACAUCUCAGCAGCUACAGCAACAACAACAACUAACGUCUCAGCAGCAGCAGAAUCAACAACAACUAACGGCUCAGCAGCAGCAGAAUCAACAACAACUAACGUCUCAGCAGCAACAACUUCCACAACAACAAACAACACAGCAACUACCGCCACAGCAGCAGCAGCAACAACAACAACAGACAGUACAGCAACCACAACCACAAGUGACACAACAACAAUUACCGUCACAGCAGCAACAACAAACAGUACAGCAGCCACAACAACAAAUGUCUCAGCAACAACAAUCACCAUCACAGCAGCAGCAACAAACGCCACAACAACAGCAAUCACCACAACAAUCACAACAACCACAACUUACCAUUAAAAGCUUGAUAAAUGCAGACAAUGCGGCUCUGUUAACAAAAGCACGUUUGCGUGAACUAGUCAAAGAAGUAGAUCCAAAUGAACAGCUAGAGGAGGACGUAGAAGAUCUUAUGUUGCAAUUAUCCGACGAUUUUGUCAAUGAAUUAGUCAAGGCAGCAUGCGUAUUUGCUAAACAUAGAAAAUCAAAUAUCGUUGAAGUUAAAGACGUCCAAAUUUACUUAGAACGGUACUUAAAUAUGUGGAUACCUGGUUUUGGUACAGAUGAAUUGAAACCAUAUAAAAAAGCGCCAAUUACAGAAGCCCAUAAACAACGAACAGCACUUAUCAAAAAAGUUGCCAGUAAAAAAUACUAAAACAAAUGUUAAUUUGUUAUAUGUCACCAGCACUACUGUUCAGAAUUUCUUCAACAUUUAUUUUUGGUUGUUUAAAAUACCACUUAAGGACUAUUUAAUAUAAAAUUGGUUGAAUGUAAGACUUACUCUAAUAAUAAAACAAUAUUUUUUCAUUAUUAAAAA